AUGUCUUUACGGCCCGAUGCAGUCUACCGAGUCGACCUUCGGGCGCCAGACCUGGAACCGGAGCAAACCGGCUCACCGCCAAAGGUUGUUCAGAUCCGUCUCACAGAGCAAGCACUCCAGCGGCUGGCCAAUGCAUACUCGAGCUCGUCGAGCAUUCGCAUCGAUGUUGACCCCACGGAUCCCGUCCUUGUCAUCGGUGACACUCAAUUCCCUCUCCAUGCUCCUGUGCCAGCAAACAGUGGUCCGUCUGGCAAAGUUGCCGCCAAUGUAGUCGCAGCAGGCACCUCGACAGCUCCUCAUGAGCUGUACAAGCUCUCAGCAGACGAGUCAACUCUACACCGCAUCGGCACCAUCAGCACCAAGCUCUCGGUCAAACCCACUCGCGAUGUCUCGGCAGUGGCACAGCGUCUCAAGCAGCAGAAGGAGGAAGAGGAACAUCGCAAAGAGGAACGUCGCAGAGCGCUGAUGCAAGGUGCGUCGCCCAACCUGGCUUCAUCCUCAUCAGCUAAGCCUGGCAUCAACAAGACGCUCGCGAACUCUAGAAGCCUCGGCGGCUCUCCAGCUCUCGGUUCCUCCAGUCUAAAUAGAUCUAGCAGCUUGAACAAGCUCUCGAGUCGGAGAGAGCCCGAUCUCUUACACUCUUCCUUGUCACGAGGCAUUAGCUGUGACGCAUCGCCAGCAGCCCGUGCAAGCUCGUCUGCAGCGCCCCAUCCCAAGCCGCAACUCGCUCGUCCCGAGGACAGCGCGGGUACUCGACGGGGGGAGAGAGCUUUCACCGACUCGCCGAAAGUCAACGCAACGACUCCGUCACCGAGCUCGCAUCGUCUGCUCGAACCGAACCACGGGGACAGCGCCAGGCCCAGCCGUAUUGCGCACAGACGCUUGAACCUAGACAUACCCGAAGAGGACGAUCAAAUGCACUCAGGAGCGCUUCACCCAUCACCAGCCUCCGGCACCUCUGACUCUGCUGCAAAGAAGACUACGAAGCUCACCACACGUCAACGUCUGGCUAAAGCCACCAAGGCUGGCAGUCGUCUCCUUGCAGCGUCGGAACGCAAUGCGACCCCCGAGAGACGGACAGCGCCUUCCACUACCACCCAAAAUCCGCCUCCCUCCACGUCUGAGGCCCCGGCACAACGUGCAGCGGCUGAAAGCAGCAGCAAAGCCGAUUUUGCACAGACUGCUCGCUCGCAGCCUCCGCCUCAGAUCAAUGUCAAAGCCGAACCAUCUUCUGCAGCGUCCUCGAUCCAGCAUGAAACACCUGUCGAAGACGACAAAGCCGAACCACUUCAACGCAAGAGGCGGCGCACCGAGGACAUGGCCUCGACCGACUCCGUGCGCGAUCGGAACGAAAGGAGAUCUCGGACGUUUUCUGGACAGCAAACGUCACAUCGAGACGAAAUUGUUGUGCAGCGCAAGGAGGGGGGUCGAGACGGAAGCCACGACCGAACGGAGCCGAAGUCGCCUCGUGACACUCGAGCGUCUCGAAGCAUCCCUGUGUCAGCUUCGAUGCCAUCCAUGGCAUCUGCGACCUCGCGCCUGCCGCCCGUAGAGGAAGGGGUGAGUCGCAACGCUCGAGAUGUUCGCUCAGAGGCCUAUCGUGACAGGCGACGAGAUCGCUCUUACGACGAGCUUCAUCACGAGAAGCACGACUCAGACCGAGCACACGACGACGUAAGGAGAGGUCGACCGGGCAGCGAGCACGCCCGCACCUCGCCACGUGGUCCUGCUCCGCGCUCAGGGUCAGCCGAAGUCGAGCGGCCGAUUAGAGGCGUGGGACCCGGAGCAACGCACUGGUCCGAACCGUGGCUCAACGUCCGUUCCAAGGCAGAUUGGCACCGGCUGGCGCAACGUUUCCGUAAGAUGCAAGAGGAAUACGCGCUCUCUCGGCAGCGACUAGAUGCGGAGAACGAGCGGCUGGAACGGGAGCUCGAGCUGGCGUCUAUGGAAGAGCACAUACAGUCAAGUACGCAGCCCGCAGGCGUUCCCGCGGGAGGGAGCCUCUUGUUUUCCCCUCACACGACCACUGGCGGAGACGUACAGAUGGACAACGUCGAGGUGACCACAGCCAUCAACACCGCGAUCAACUCGCGAACGCGCUCCAACAGCAGGAGCAAGCCGGUGGAAGACGGGGACGAAUCGCCCGAAGAAGGCGAGAUGCGGUCGUCGGACGGUGAAGCGGACGACACUGAUGCGACACGCGACGCUGCCAUCGGGUCGACGAGGAGCGAGUCUCCAGACAACCUUGCCUGGCGAACGAGCUUGGCUAACACGCAUCAUCAGCCUACGACAGAGGUUGCAGAUCGUCCGCUGGGCUUUGCGGAACUGGCGGACCGCGUCAAGCAGCUCGAGGAGCUGCACGGCAGCUUGAGUCGCAUGCAUCGCGUGCUGGUCGAGUUCAAGGCGAAGUGUGCGCCUGUCGCAGUGUGA
Molecule: messenger RNA, 2430 nt
Organism: Kalmanozyma brasiliensis GHG001
Lineage: Eukaryota; Fungi; Basidiomycota; Ustilaginomycetes; Ustilaginales
Exons: 1
Coding region: 1-2430 (809 amino acids)
Source: RefSeq, a predicted model, not a curated record